Messenger RNA from Hydra vulgaris (swiftwater hydra), 1618 nucleotides. Lineage: Eukaryota; Metazoa; Cnidaria; Hydrozoa; Anthoathecata; Hydridae. The record is from RefSeq and is a predicted model, not a curated record.
GCAAAAAAAGGCUUAGUUACAGUUAUUCCGUAUUUUUUCAAAUUUAACUUGAGUUUCAUAAAAAAUCCGAGUUACUCAAAGCAAUUUAAAAAAUCAGAGAUAAAUGAGAACGUUUAUGAACACAAAUUUAAAUCGCUAAUAGAAAUACACGAGCAUAUCCGACAUCAAAUCCAUAGCUUGCAAGAAGAAGGUGAUUGUGAAAAAAAAAAAAUUUUACUUUGUAGAAAUAUUGAAAACUAUUCUGGAUUUGGUUCUAAUGUGCACCGAUACGGAGUAUGCAUGCAAGUUGCAUAUGGAUUAGGAAGAACCUUUUUCAUCCAUCAAAAUGAGUACAACCACUUUGAUGGCAUAUUUCAAUGGGUUAAACCGGAGUCAUUAAAAUGCGGUUAUUUGAAACAAAAAGUACUUGCUGGCAAACUAAACACUUGCAAUGCUCAAAAUCCAUCUUGUUAUUUAAGCAACGGCUAUGAUUUAAACAAUACUUAUCAAGUAAUUGAAUUUAACACUUUAGUUAGAAGAAUACCAUACCCGAGGCAUAUACCUGGGACUUUACCUGAAGAAUUAAGAAAAAAUUUGGUUUAUCUAAAGAUUGAAAAUCCAUGGCUUUGGUUUACAUCACAAUUUCUUUCUUACCUUUUAUUAAGGCCAAGCUUAAAGUUUAACGAAAAGGUAUCUGCUUUAAAGGAAGAGAUUAACUUUACCUUACCAAUUGUUGGUUUUCAUAUUCGACACGGUGAUAAGCUAACUAGAGGCGAAGCUAAGUAUAUUAAUGAAAAUGAAUUUGUACGGAUAGCAAGAGCGUAUUGUAAUGAAUACAAUUUCACUAAAAAGCAAAUUUAUAUUGCGACGGACGAUUUAGGAGCAAUAAACAAUACCAAAAAAUAUGCUCCAGACUUUCAAAUAACAAGUUUACCGCUCAGUUACUUAUUAAAUGGUUUAGGAUCAUAUUUUCAGAAAAACUUUCCAAAAGAAAUAAUAGAGAGUACAUUAGUUGAUUUAUAUUUACUUACUAGCACCAGUUACCUUGUAUGUGACAUCUCCUCGAAUAUAUGCAGAUUAGCUUACGAGUUAAAACAAGGGAUGCCGCCAUUUAAGCAAGAUAACAUAUUUAAACAAGUGAAUGAAGAAAUGCAGUUUUAUUACAGUUGGUGGGGUUUCGGAUUUCCGAAUUCAUUGUGGAUUAGUAAACAGGCGAAUACAGAUUCUGAAUAUAAAAGCAAAGAUGGCAAGGUUUUCAAAAUUUUAAAAUACGGAAAAGACUUAUUUACAAAAAUUGAAGCAAUUUCAAAUACAAACGUGUCAGAUUUAUUGUAUUUAAAACGAAUAACUCAAUUAUAUAAUGAAGAAAAUGGAUAUAUAUAUAAAAAAGAUCUAUUGGAGUGGCCCGGAACACCAAUAUAUCAUUUUUAUCCCUCCGAGAUAACUGAUUUCAAUAAUUAAAGUUUGUCAAAGAUUUCAAUUUUAAUGCAUCACGAAGUCUUUGGCCUCAUUUUUAACUUUACACUGAACGAAAAAUUGCGUCUAUUGUUUUUUUUGUACUGCAGCAUGUAAAAGCAAUAUGUAGUUGUUUAUUUUUGAAAUACUAUUAUAAAAUAGUUAUAAACUACUUUUAACUCAA